This is a messenger RNA of Vanessa atalanta (red admiral), 915 nucleotides long. RefSeq lists its product as uncharacterized. The transcript is spliced from 6 exons. Bases 56 to 706 code for a protein of 216 amino acids. NCBI's taxonomy places the organism in Eukaryota, Metazoa, Arthropoda, Insecta, Lepidoptera, Nymphalidae. The record is from RefSeq and is a predicted model, not a curated record.
CUAGUGCGUCGAGCAUAUUUUUUGAUUAAAUAUAAUAAAUUACGCAGUGUGAAAAAUGUCUUUCCUCACAGAAUAUUUCGAUGAAUAUCGACAGCAUCCCAUUCGGAAAACUAAAAUAUGUCGACCUGAGAAUAGAUGGGCUAAAUUGGAAGGAAAAUGGUUGGACCCGAAGAUGGGAUCUGAAGAUAAAGCAUGGACCGAGGAGGAGAUAGAACAGUUUAUAAAGAUGACUAUGAAGAGCUUACGCGGACAGUCCACUUAUUUUAACGACUACUGCGCUCACCUUUCUCCUGAGUUCAAAACAAGACCGUUUAAACCUCGAGAGAAGAAGCGUCGACCAUGCAAAUCUGAAGGGGUGGUCGAAGACACGCCGCCACCACCACCAGCACAGAAGCUGGCCAUCAAAGACACGGAACUGAUGAAAGUGGCGCGCGAACUUUACGAGCGAGAUAUGAACAAACCGACCCUGGAACCGUUACCUACACAUUUGAGAAUCCUGGGUUAUGUGCGGCCCUGUCUGUAUAAAACUGGCAUCAGCGAGUACCAGGAAAGUAUAGCUCGCUUGGCCUAUGAGAUGAUCCGUGACGACCGAAUACCUCGAUACUUUCCGCAUAAUGGCUGCCGUCCGCGAUGGGGUCUACCGCCAGAGGGUACCAGGCAACCAGAACUCGACGGAGCUCCUUAUGAUGGAGAAAGACUGUACUGAGAGGUGUUGGAUAUCGGUGGCGUUACUGAUGUUAAUCUGAAACCCAUCGGCUCAGUGCCAAGAUGUAAUUCAUAUGACCGUUCGGUGUCAAGAUUUCAACUACGUAAUAAAUGGCUUACAUUUUUUCGAUUUUUACAAACUUUGCUAUUCCUAGAGUUUUCUGUAUUUUAUUGUUCAGAAAUUUUGUUUUAUACCUAUUACACGUUUUG